AUGUCCGCUAACCUCCGAUCACCUUUUGCUGAAGAAGAUGAAGCGAGUGUCCAUCGUCGAAAUAGGACUUCAGUCACCAACGAGGACCUGAUCAGCUUCCGUGAAAAGAUACUCGGCAUCCCACGCGAAGAGCAGCCGCCCAUUCCACGAUCUGAACCCAAGGAAGACGACGAAGACUUCUCUGCAAUCAACGCUGCCGUUGCAGCUUUCAGCAUGUCUGUCAACCAGAACAGCCAAAACACCGCUAAUACUCCCUCCUCUGCUGCUCCGUCGAGCGCGUCUACCAGUGGACCGUCGAGUUCUGCGGGUCUGUUUACAAACUUCUUCGACUCUAGCAACGCCAGCAACGCUGCAGGCAAUCCUCCAGCCAUGUCAGCUCCUCGUCAUACCAACUCUGCUCCAGCCAGCCCCGCCAUGCAUAACGGUGCUCCAGCCAUGCCAGCCAUGAAUGCGUCCUUUCCAAUGAACGCUGGACACCAGAUGGACCUUAACCAUCUCUACGCCAUGGUCAAUGAGCUGAGUGACGUCUUGAAGAAUAACCGUGACCUGACCAGUGGCAUCAUCAAGAGUGCCGAAGAUAUCGCUCGUCGUGCCGCAGCUGAAGGUACUACUCCGAGUCUACAGGAAGUUAACGGAGAGAUCACUGCUACGCGUAUCGCGGAGCUCGAACGCGCACUUGCCAGGGAGAAACGCCGGGUUGAGACCCUCCGUCACGAGCAAGUUGAAAACAUGAAGCUCAUCGCCGAGUACGAGAAUGCAGUCGGCACCAUGGUCGAGCAGAUCCGCAACUACUGCUGCAAUAACGAAGGCCAUUUCCUCUCGCAGAAGCGCCGCUACAAUGACCUCCUGCAAGCCGAACGCGACGCCCACCUGGCAUCUCGCCUGGAUCGUGACUACUGGCACGCACAGACCAUGAAGUGCGCCGAGAUGAUCCGAACAGCGUACCGCCUACGGUGCGAGGAGGAAGUCCUUCCUCUUCGCAUCGUGGCGGGGCUGCAAAACGAGGUGCGGGCAUACCGCAACGCGCUGGGGAUGGACCCAGAGAAGCCAGAGGAGGAGUGGGGAUGGGAGAUCCUCAAGGAUGCUCCCCCAGGCGUUGAGUAG
Molecule: messenger RNA, 1104 nt
Organism: Arthroderma uncinatum
Lineage: Eukaryota; Fungi; Ascomycota; Eurotiomycetes; Onygenales; Arthrodermataceae
Exons: 4
Coding region: 1-1104 (367 amino acids)
Source: RefSeq, a predicted model, not a curated record